AGAAGAGAACACCCGAGACCAUGAACCCCUUUGGUCAUCACGGCGGCCACCAACACCACCACCACGGCCAAGAGGAGGAGGACGAGCGGCAUCGCUACCCUCCGCCGGGCUACCAGCCACCGCUUCCCACGCCGCCGUACUAUGGAGGCCCAGCCUACCCGCCGGCCGUCCAGCACGUGUCCCACGAGGGCGGGCCCGGAUACGGUCCGCCGGCCGUCCAGCACGUGUCGCACGAGGGCGGGCCCGGCUACGGCCCGCCGCCGCCCGUCUACCCUCCCCCGCCUGGCUACCACGGCGAGGGGAGCUACGGCGGCAGCCAUCACCACCACGGCCCCUCUCCUCCGCCCACCUACCCUCCCGCUCCCGGUCCCGGGGACCAUCAUGACGGUGGCUACGGCCAUCAGCACCAUCAGCACCACCACUUCCUUCCGCACUUCCCCGGGGUCCACCACGUGAGCCACGAGAGAUGGGAAGGAGAGGCAGCGGCGCCGCCUCCGCCGGGGCAUGGGCAGCCGACCGUCAGGAUCUACACCAAGGCAGAGAAUAACUUCUCUCUGUCCAUUCGUGAUGGGAAGGUGAUCCUCGCGCGCAACGAUCCCACAGACCCGUACCAGCACUGGAUCAGGGACAUGAGGUACAGCACCAAGGUGAAGGAUGAGGAGGGUUUCCCAAGCUUUGCUCUGAUUAACAAGGUUACUGGUGAAGCUCUGAAGCACUCUUUUGGUGCAACUCAUCCUGUUAGGUUGAUCCGCUAUAAUCCAGACUAUCUAGAUGAGUCUGUCCUGUGGUCUGAGAGCAAGGACUUGGGUGAUGGCUUCCGAUGCAUAAGGAUGGUAAAUAACAUCCGCUUGAACUUUGAUGCCUUCCAUGGGGACAAGAACCAUGGAGGGGUGAGAGAUGGAACGAUUCUUGUGCUUUGGGAGUGGCUGAAGGGAGAUAAUCAGAGGUGGAAGAUUGUUCCUCACUGAAAAUUCUGAUGGAGAUUAUGUUAUAUCCUUAAUGUGGCUCAGUAUCCAUCUCUACAAGCUCUCGUUGUUAGUCAUAUUAUUCAGAAUAAGCUGUACGUUUCAUGUGAGAGUGCUUUUGUUUAUCCGAGCAAGAGUGGAGGUUAUAGUUUAACAAUGGUCCUUUGUAUUUUCAUGCUAUAUCUGAAUGUAAACGGUCUCCAGUUUCUUUAUGUCUAUCUUCGCUGCUAAAUAUACAUGCUAAACAGUUGUUUUAUUAAUAUCAUGUGGAAUAUAUUGAUUCCGACUCA
This is a messenger RNA of Musa acuminata AAA Group (dessert banana), 1255 nucleotides long. Its product is annotated as ricin B-like lectin R40G3. NCBI's taxonomy places the organism in Eukaryota, Viridiplantae, Streptophyta, Magnoliopsida, Zingiberales, Musaceae. The record is from RefSeq and is a predicted model, not a curated record. The transcript is spliced from 4 exons. Bases 21 to 968 code for a protein of 315 amino acids.